Molecule: messenger RNA, 1013 nt
Organism: Grus americana (Whooping crane)
Lineage: Eukaryota; Metazoa; Chordata; Aves; Gruiformes; Gruidae
Product: histone H1.10-like
Exons: 1
Coding region: 39-722 (227 amino acids)
Biological process (GO): nucleosome assembly
Cellular component (GO): nucleosome
Molecular function (GO): DNA binding; structural constituent of chromatin
Source: RefSeq, a predicted model, not a curated record
GUAUCGCUAUUGUUCGUGCUGACUUCGCAGAAAGCGACAUGGCUGAGACCGCUCCGGUCGCCGCGCCCGAUGUUGCCGCCGCCGCCCCUCCGGCCCCGGCCAAGACUACCGCCGCCAAGAAGCCGAAGAAAGCGGCGGGCGGCUCCAAAGCCCGCAAGCCCGCGGGCCCCAGCGUCACCGAGCUGAUCACCAAGGCCGUGUCCGCCUCCAAGGAGCGCAAGGGGCUCUCCCUCGCCGCGCUCAAGAAGGCGCUGGCCGCCGGCGGCUACGAUGUUGAAAAGAGCAACAGCCGCAUCAAGCUGGGGCUCAAGAGCCUCGUCAGCAAGGGCACCCUGGUGCAGACCAAGGGUACCGGCGCCUCCGGCUCUUUCCGCCUCAACAAGAAGCCCGGGGAAGUGAAGGAAAAAGCCCCCAAGAAGCGGGCGGCCGCAGCCAAGCCCAAGAAGCCGGCAGCUAAGAAGCCCGCCAGCGCCGCCAAGAAGCCUAAGAAGGCUGUGACAGCGAAGAAGAGCCCCAAGAAAGCGAAGAAGCCGGCGGCCGCGGCGGCCAAGAAAGCGGCCAAGAGCCCCAAGAAGGCGACUAAGGCUGCCAAGCCCAAGAAAGCGGCGGCGGCAGCGAAGAGCCCGGCCAAGGCAAAGGCUGUGAAGCCGAAAGCAGCCAAGCCCAAGGCGGCCAAGCCCAAAGCGGCCAAGGCGAAGAAGGCGGCGCCCAAGAAGAAAUAAAUGAUCCUCAAAAAAACUUCGUCUGCCUUGCAGAUAAGCCCAACGGCUCUUUUAAGAGCCACCCAAGCUUUCCUGAAAAGAGCUGAAACGCUUUUCUUUUUUUUUUAAUGUCUCUAGUCUGUAUGUGCGCGUGCAGUAUUAACUACCCUGCUUCGGCGCUGCUCUUGUGUAAGGUCGAUCCCGUAACAGCACAAACUUCCGCACUCUUGUAACCCACAAGUGCUGGGUAGCACCGCAGCAGUGUUCACCGCAGUACGGCUCGUUUCGGCACACUCCCGGGGGCGUGGGUGC